Molecule: messenger RNA, 1250 nt
Organism: Spinacia oleracea (spinach)
Lineage: Eukaryota; Viridiplantae; Streptophyta; Magnoliopsida; Caryophyllales; Amaranthaceae
Product: protein MIZU-KUSSEI 1
Exons: 1
Coding region: 330-1139 (269 amino acids)
Biological process (GO): hydrotropism
Source: RefSeq, a predicted model, not a curated record
AUUCCACCCUUCCCAAAACAACCAUCAAAAGUAAGAAAAAUAAGCAAAAAGUUAAGUAUAUAUGGCCACCUUUCUAAUCCUUACAUGAACUAAUUCAAGGUGAGGGGUCCUAUAUUUUCAUAUCCAACUUCACAAAAAAAUCCCAAUAAAUAAAUUAAUGAAUUAAAAUGCACCUUCAAUUCAAUUAUUAUACAUCCUUGGUACCUCCCCCCUUCUCCUCCCUACAAACAAACUUAUAAAUCUUAAAUGAUCCACAAUUCCAUAUCCCUACAUUAUUCCUUCAAAAAAAAAACUCCAUAUCCUUAGCUUCAUCAAAAAUUCCAAAAAAAAUGCCAUCUAUUUAUUCAAUCCCAUUUAAAAAACUCCAAAAUCCAUCUACCUUAAUUUCCCUUCUAAAAAACACAAACCCUAAUUAUGACAAAACCUCAAAAAAAUCAACCUCAAAGAAGCCCUCCUCUUCCAAAGGUGGCCUUCUUAAAAUGUUCAAGCUCUUCCCACUCCUGACAUCCGGGUGUAAGGUGGUGGCACUACUUGCAAAAUCCCACCACCUUCGCCGCCCCAUGAUACCGGACCACGCAACCAUCAUCACCCUCUUUGGUACACGUCGAGGGCGUAUAACCCUAGCUAUCCAAGAAAACCCUCAUAGUAUCCCUUUCUUCAUGAUUGAGCUACCCAUCCUUUCUUCCUCCUUCUACAAAGAAAUGGCUUGUGACAUUUUAAGGGUUGCCCUAGAAAGUGAGACUAAAACACAUAAAAAGAAAGUAAUGGAAGAGUUUGUAUGGGGUAUUUAUUGUAAUGGUAGGAAAGUAGGGUACUCCAUAAGAAGGUCACAAUUGUCUGAUGAUGAAGUUCAUGUUAUGCAAAUGCUUCAUGGUGUUUCAAUGGGUGCCGGAGUUUUGCCACCGUCACCAAAUGAUCAUCCUCGCCGCCAGUCGCGCCAUGAUCAUUGUUUUAACGAUGAAGAUGAUGAUGAUGAUGAUAAGGAGGAGAAAGAUGAUGGUGAUCAGUUUACGUAUUUAAGGGCCAGAUUUGAAAGGGUUGCAGGGUCUAAGGAUUCGGAGGCGUUGUAUAUGAUUAAUCCUGAUCAUUCUGAAGGUCCUGAAUUGAGUAUUUUCUUUGUAAGAGGUUCAUUUAAGUAGAGAUUUUAUGUUUAUGUUAAUUUGUAUUUAUUUGAUAUUGAUCAUAGAAUAUAAUCUUUUUAAGAUUUGUUAUGACUUAUAUAUGAGUAUUUACAGAGAGAAAUUAGUUGA